CUACCGCUCACUAAACCCGCUGCCACUUGUCCCCCGUUCUUGGCGCGUCUCGCAACAGCUUCUAGAUAAGAUCUAGUCUGCUUCUCUGGACUGCACCGAAUCACUUAACUUCAACUACAACCUCCAUGUCCUACCCAUCGCUGACAUGUUGCGCCGAUUAGCUUCUGUAAGGCACACCAACGGCCACAGGACCCCCGACGACCAGGAGCCCAUGUCCCCCUCGCCUGGAGAUGAUGUCCCCCACCCGGAGACGACCAAGAGUGCCUCUGGAGCGCUCGCCAGCGUCUUCAAGGGGUUGGCUGGCGGAAAGCUAACCAAGCCACCGCCCCCUCUACAACCGCCCAUGGCCACCGUGACGACUGUUGCUUCUCAGCCCUCUCGCGAUCGCUCCGAUGCCUUGCCCGUCACGUCCGUCUUGCGUGGCCUCCCCCAGCAGCACAUGGAGCACUUUGCGCGGUUGAAGACGGGGCAGUUGAACGACCGCAUCGCUGCAGCAAAUGCUCUUCGCUAUGCGAUUACCGAAUUCCCUUUGAAUCCCAUCAUGGAGGUAUGGAAUGCCGCAAAGGACCUAAUCGAUGGUGACAAUCCAGAGAACGCUCGGGUUGCUGGAUGGAGACUGCUGACCGAGUGCGUCAAAAACACAUCUGCCACGGAUUUCGAACGGAGAGAAUACUUCCGGACUCUGACUGCACAAACCGCCCACCUCGACGACUUCCAUCUGCAGCUGGAAGCAUUAGAAUAUCUCACCAACCGCGGCCGAAACGUCGCAGGCUUCUACUACGACAUUUUCCCCUUGUUGACUGUGUGGCUUGCCAAUACCUUCGAUGCUGCCAGACUUGCCAGGAGGGCCAACAAAUCGGCCAAGGGAAAGACGCUAGUGACAGUCGAGGACCAAAGUUUCUCGCGCUUAUUCGCCCUCAUCAGAGAUGUCAUCAAGUUCAACUUCAAGUACGCUUCGGAUGCUGUCGUUGGUCGAUUGAUGGACAACCUGCUAGAAAUAUGUAACAAGACAAGUCAAGAGGAUGAUCUGGCGGCUUGCAUCAGCGUCAUUGAUGCCAUGGUCACCUUUGGCUCGAUCCCCAAUGGGAAACUGAAAGAUUGCAUUCAGGUCCUGAGCUCCAUCCAUUGCUUGGUUCCCAGCCGGCAAAAGGAUGCGUGGCAUACGCUCUCCAAUAUUUGCAGGUCGCAUCACGGUCAAUCCACCGUAAGGAUUCUGUUGGACGUAUUACGCAAUGCUCCGGCUGCUCCUGACAAAGAAAGGGAUAGGGACGUGAUUCGGGAUAUCAGGGGUGCGCUUACGGUCUUGAAGAAGCUCCUUGGAAAAUCCGCCGAAAAAGGCUAUCCAGGUGUUCCAUUGGCGCUGCUAGUUGACGGACUGGCCAACGUCUGCACGAGCAGUUCCUCUAGGGUCUCCACUGAAAUCCUGAGGCUGGUCAACUCUCUGUUCGACGAUGGCGACGGAAUCAUCAAUCCUCUCAUCGCCGAAGAGCACUGGUCACCAAUCUUUUCCGUGGCUGCUCAGUGUGCCGCUAAGAGCGUCCCGGCAGUCCUGAAAGAUGUUGAUCCGUCGAUUCCGCAACCAUCCGCUCCGAAAGACGAUCAUGAGAGUGGGGAUAAUAUCAACUAUCAGCUCAGAACCUUCAUCAAUCGCGUCGAAAAGCUGCUGACAGAAGAGAAACCCGAUUUCUUCCAGCGGGACGAGUGCAUGAGAUUUCUUGCCGAGGUGCACCGUGUCCUACCGGAUUCUGCUGCGGCACUUUUGCUUGAUCAUCUUAAAGAAUUUCGCAGCUGUUAUCCAUCCGAAGUCGACUGGAAGAAGAACCUUGAGCUUGUCUUGGAAGGCAUCUAUCUUGAUCGGGGUCGCUCUGCGCCUACUCGCAUACAGGCUCUUGCGAUGGUCAUCGAAAUAUACGAUUUCCUCUGCCUUGUACGGGAUCUUGUAGAAGAGGAGAGUAUCUUUGAUCUCGUCAAGCGAGUACUAUCCGGCAUGUCCGUGGAGACCGACGCAGUUGUCCUACAGGAAACUGUCACGUUUAUGGUAAGGGUCGCCGAGACAGCUGGAGCAGAGCAGUUCGACUUCAUCUUGGACACUUUCAAAAAUAUAGUCUGCAAAGAGGUAGAUGAGCCAACCCCCUCUACAGCGGUCCAAAAGUCUAGCGGUACGCAACAGAUCUCCGAUCAGCCCGUCGAGGUUGGCGGUCCAUCUUUACCCAACGUCGUGACGAAAGGGUACGUCCGGAUAUUCAUGAGAUCAAUGGAUGUUGAUGCAUCGAAAGCGGUCAAAACGUUCAAUACCCUCAUCCAUAUCGCAGGCUCAACCACCUGUGAAACGGAUGCUCGCUUAACGGCGAUGAAGCUCUUGUUUCGCCUCAGAGCGGAUUUUGAGUAUCGCGUUUACGUCACUCCUCAUGUCGAAAAUGAAAGCAUUGCUGCUAGUCUUUACAGAACCGAUGCGUCGUUUGCGCGUAAGGCAGCCGAAGACGCAGCUCAUCCACCCCGUCUUGGAAGGCUAGAUCAAACCGGGUCCCCUCGACCACCGAUUCGGGGUGCAUCAUAUAUGCCGGGACAGACAGUGGAGAGGUCCGGGCCUAUCAGACCUUUGCAGCAGCCUAGGCAAAUACCAUACCAAGGACAGCGAUUAUGGUCCCUGCCCGAUCCAGAGGCCUUACCAGAGACUCCUCGGAGUACGCCAAGCCAUCUCCUCUUUUCGUAUACCGAGGGCGCGGAUGGUGAGGCAUCCACGGAAGCCUCGAACGCGGUUUUGAAGAUGAGCUCUUGGUUGAAUACUCUGCUCAACAUCUUCCAUCAGGGAUCCGAUUGGGAGAUUUAUAGCUUUAUCAUUGCGCAUUUACCGGCACAGCUCAGUGAUCACCCAAUAUUCCAGGACGCCAUCCCACAGUUGCAAGAACUUCGAGGACACAUCUGCGAGGUAAUCCGGACCAACCGUUUUCAAGAGCCACCACUUGUGUCAGGUCUACGACGUCCAGAUGUCGCCAACUGCCUGUUCCACUCGCUCACCAUGCUCGUCAGCUACCAUCAACACUUCCAGAAGCUUGAUGAGGAUGAAAUCGUGAGAGCCUUCCUGCAUGGCAUUGCCGACAAGACGGCAAAGACUUGUAUACACGGCUUAUCGAUCUGCUGUUACGAGCUACCCUUAUCCGUGAGCAAAUCACUUGACAUGAUUCUCACAAGAAUGUCACAAGUCAUCACCCAACCUUUUGUGGCGAUGCAUUUGCUCGAAUUUCUGGCUUGUCUCAGUCGCUUGCCUGCUCUUUAUUCAAACUUCCGAGACGAAGACUACCGCGUCGUCUUUGGCAUUUGCUUUCGGUAUCUUCAAUAUGUCCGGGACAAGAAGCACCACGCUCGUAGCACGACGCACAUGAGCGAGCCUUCAACGCCCAACAUCGUUGUAUCCGGUAGUCCGGACUUUCUUGCCCAGCAGGCCAUUACGGAUGAUCUUCCCCAAUACGUGUACGCGCUUGCGUAUCAUGUCAUCACGUUCUGGUUCUUGGCAGUCAAGAUGCCCGAUCGUCUUGGCCAUAUAAGCUGGAUUGCCAAAAACUUGUUUACCGAUGUUGAUGGUAGCGCCAGUAACGAGGAGCAAGCACAGAUUACUCUCGAUUUCAUGCAGCGUGUGGCAUUCUCGGAUGCAAGCGAUUCGGCGCAUGAUCCUUUGUUCAACAGGGAGAACUUUGGUGAGAUUCAACAAAAACGAUGGAUUAUUGGAAACAGCAUCGUCACGGUCAAACAAGCCAAGGAGUCGGGCUGGGCUGAGAUCACAAGGCGCUACCCUUCAGGAACAUCGUCCUACGCAGUUCGUGUUGAGUUCACACCGAUGACGGCUCAGCGCGCUGCAGAUAGCUCGGACGAUGCAGCCUGGGAUGGACGUUUCCAAAUGGGUACAACUCUGCUCCCCAGCCAUGUCUUCCUGCAGCUCUUGGCUCCGAUGCCGCAGAUGUCUGACCCAGCAGCACGUCCAGUUCCCUUGCCGGACGAAGAAGCAAUCGAUCGGGCCAUUCGUCUGUUUGACAGAAACUCGGCCGUCGAUGGACACAAGGUUGGAGUGAUCUACAUCGGUGAAGGGCAGACGGAUGAAGUUGAGAUACUAGCCAAUACUAUCGGCGGACCUGACUACCACGAAUUCCUCGAUGGCCUUGGCGUCUUGACGCGGCUUAAGGGGGCGAACUUCAACACCCAGGGACUGGACCGGGAAUACGGCACGGACGGCGAAUACACGUAUUGCUGGCGUGACAGAGUGUCGGAGAUCAUAUUCCAUGUGAUCACGCAGAUGCCUACAGACCUGGAACGCGACCCCCGGUGCACGGCCAAGAAGCGGCACAUAGGGAACGACUUUGUGAACAUCGUUUUUAACGAUUCUGGGUUGCCAUUCAAGUUCGACACCUUCCCUUCUCAGUUCAACUACGUGUACAUCGUGAUCACGCCGACUCCACGUCACUCGUUUGCUUCGGCAAGACUGAUGGCAAAGCAGCGAGAGGAGGAGGGCAGGAAGGCCUCUACGCCCUUCUACGUGGUGCAGGUCAUGAGCCAGCCAGGCUUCCCGGAGAUCUCGCCGGCCGCCGAGCCCAAGGUGGUCAGUCUCACGGCGCUUCCAACAUUUGUUCGCCUGCUCGCACUCAACGCCUCGGUCUUUUCGCAAAUCUGGGCCACCAGGGAGGUUGGUGAACACGUUUCAUCUUGGCGCAACCGACUGCGAGAGAUCAACCGACUGCGCGAGCGCUAUGGUACAAAGUCAGCUCAGCAGCAGCCAAACUCGUCUCCGCCGCCUAACAUGCUUGGCGGAGGCGGCGGCGGACUGGGUUUGUCUGUGACUUCCCCUCUGGCUUCCGGUGGUCAAGGUGGCAUAACGCAACAGUCAUUGCUCGGACAGGAUAUCGGGGCAUCGAGACCGGUAAACGCCGUGAGGGACAGCUUUACGAGCUUGCGCAGGUCUAGUGUGGCUACGUUCUUUACGAAUAAUAGCGCGGCGGACCCGACGUCGCACCGGUCUUCGAUGCUGUCGACUACCACGCCGGAUACGGAGGUUAUGUUCCCAGCUCAUGGAGCGGACGCACUUAUUGAGUCGGUUGAUUUCUCUAAGUGGACUUAAAUAAUAUGAUUCUGGCUGGACGCGGAGAAUUGGAGGGACGCAUU
Molecule: messenger RNA, 5151 nt
Organism: Neurospora tetraspora
Lineage: Eukaryota; Fungi; Ascomycota; Sordariomycetes; Sordariales; Sordariaceae
Exons: 2
Coding region: 146-5107 (1653 amino acids)
Biological process (GO): positive regulation of GTPase activity; negative regulation of TOR signaling; regulation of small GTPase mediated signal transduction
Cellular component (GO): TSC1-TSC2 complex; cytoplasm; nucleus
Molecular function (GO): GTPase activator activity
Source: RefSeq, a predicted model, not a curated record